AUGGCUGCCACGUUAUCUGACAAGGAACUUUAUGACUUAAACAAGAAAGCUCUUGUUGACAGUUUCAAAAUCAAGCCACGUGUGAACUAUAACACCGUUGGUGGUGUCAAUGGUCCAUUGGUCAUUUUGGAAAAUGUCAAGUUCCCAACUUACAAUGAAAUUGUCAACUUGACUUUACCAGACGGUACCAAGAGAGCCGGUCAAGUCUUGGAAGUUAGAGGGGAUAAGGCCAUUGUCCAAGUGUUUGAAGGGACUUCGGGCAUUGAUGUCAAGAAAACCACUGUCGAAUUCACCGGGCAAAACUUGAAGUUGGCGGUUUCUGAAGAUAUGUUGGGGAGAAUCUUUGAUGGGUCUGGUAGACCAAUCGACAAUGGUCCAAAAGUGUUUGCCGAAGAUUAUUUGGAUAUCAACGGGUCACCAAUCAACCCAUUUGCCAGAACAUAUCCUGAAGAAAUGAUCUCCACCGGGAUUUCUGCCAUCGAUACCAUGAAUUCCAUUGCCAGAGGUCAAAAGAUUCCAAUUUUCUCUGCUUCUGGGUUGCCACAUAACGAAAUUGCCGCGCAAAUAUGUAGACAAGCCGGGUUGGUGCGUCCUACCAAGGAUGUUCAUGAUGGUCACGAAGAAAAUUUCUCGAUUGUCUUUGGGGCCAUGGGGGUCAAUUUGGAAACCUCUAGAUUCUUCAAGCAAGAUUUCGAAGAAAAUGGGUCUUUGGAAAGAACCGCGCUUUUCCUCAAUUUGGCCAACGAUCCAACUAUUGAAAGAAUUAUCACCCCACGUUUGGCGUUGACUACUGCCGAAUACUUGGCGUACCAAACCGAACGUCACGUCUUGACCAUUUUGACCGAUAUGUCCUCUUAUGCCGACGCUUUAAGAGAAGUGUCUGCCGCCAGAGAAGAAGUCCCUGGUAGAAGAGGUUACCCAGGUUACAUGUAUACCGAUUUAUCGACAAUUUAUGAAAGAGCCGGGAGAGUCGAAGGGAGAAACGGUUCGAUCACCCAAGUGCCAAUCUUGACCAUGCCUAACGAUGAUAUCACCCAUCCAAUUCCUGAUUUGACCGGGUAUAUUACCGAGGGGCAAAUCUCUAUCGAUAGACAAUUGCACAACAAGGGGGUUUACCCACCAAUCAACGUUUUGCCAUCGUUGUCUCGUUUGAUGAAGAGUGCCAUUGGGGAAGGGAUGACCCGUAAGGAUCACGGUGAUGUUUCCAAUCAAUUGUACGCCAAGUACGCCAUUGGUAGAGACGCUGCCGCCAUGAAGGCCGUGGUUGGUGAAGAAGCUUUGUCGACCGAAGAUAAAUUGUCGUUGGAGUUCUUGGAGAAAUUCGAAAAGACCUUUAUUUCUCAAGGGGCUUACGAAAAUAGAACCGUGUUUGAAUCAUUGGACCAAGCUUGGUCUUUGUUGAGAAUCUAUCCAAAGGAAUUGUUGAACAGAAUCUCGCCAAAGAUUUUGGACGAAUUCUACGACAGAGAUAGUACCGCUGACAGAGAUGAUGAACAAGAAGAUAAAGUCGAUGAAAACUUGAUCGAUGCUUAA
This is a messenger RNA of Saccharomycopsis crataegensis, 1533 nucleotides long. RefSeq names its product H(+)-transporting V1 sector ATPase subunit B (gene VMA2). Gene Ontology annotation, molecular function: ATP binding; proton-transporting ATPase activity, rotational mechanism. NCBI's taxonomy places the organism in Eukaryota, Fungi, Ascomycota, Saccharomycetes, Ascoideales, Saccharomycopsidaceae. Gene Ontology annotation, biological process: ATP metabolic process; proton transmembrane transport; vacuolar acidification. Bases 1 to 1533 code for a protein of 510 amino acids. The record is from RefSeq and is a predicted model, not a curated record. The transcript is spliced from 2 exons. Gene Ontology annotation, cellular component: proton-transporting V-type ATPase, V1 domain.